UAGGAGGCGAGUAGUGCCGCUUGAGUCACGGAGAGGGAAGGUUGUCGCUUCUCUCCUCUCACCUCGUCUCCCUCGCGCGCUAACCCACUCAUUCCCCCCUCACACAAACUAAUAUUUCCAGGUGAAUACACCUCCCCCGACUUUCAUGAUGUGAGCCAAGAUGCUGCUGGAUGAGUGUGUACACAGAACGAGGGUUUAAAUAGGCGGGCGUGAUAUUGUAGUGUUGGAGAUAAUAUAAGACGAUUUCUGGCGAGUGUCACCAUGUUCUGGGAGAGGUGCAAGGCACUUGUGUUGUGUGUGGCACUGUUGGUGACCUCCACGGCAGCACAGCUGGGACUCUCAGACACGCAGAGACUACUUGAGCGGCCCAGACACUUCUUGCAGCUUCAGCUCAACCGUACGAGAUUUGAGUUGGAGCGUCAGGUGGACUGCAACGUGGCGUGUGAGGACAGGUCCCGUGACCCCGUAUGUGGCACUAAUGGUCACACCUACGACAACAUAUGUGACCUCGACCGUGACAUCUGCAAGAAGGUCAAGGUCACUCUGAAGCACGUGGGCGAGUGUUCCCUUGCGGAGAAGUGUCUUGAUGAGCGAGCAGCGAAGCAGGAACAACUGGCCAACGGAGAGCAUGUAUACGUGCCCACCUGCCAGGCGGAUGGCUCCUACGCCCCGGUACAGUGCCACAACUUCACCUUCUACUGCUGGUGCUCCAGACUUGAUGGGAAGCUCAUCCCCCACACCAUUCAGAAGGAUCGCCCUCCAGAGUGUUCAGGAGACCCAACAUCAACACCGGCCCCGGAGCUGCCUCAACCAGGCAAGUCGAAGAGUGUAGGUGGACCGCGGGUACCUGCGGUCCAUACCCUCAUGUCCCUGUCGACUGCCACACCCACGGCAAGCACACGCCCACGCCCACGCCCGCCCCAGCCUCGCCCCAAGCGGUGCAGCGGGAGGACCAGGAAGACCUUCAUCAAAAACCUGGGUCGUCACUUGCUCAAGGAGUUCCAGAGAGAACGAAACACCAAAGGAGUGUCUGAGGACAGGCUACUGAGGAAGGCCGUCAAAUGGAAAUUCAACCGACUUGACACCAACGGAGACAAGCAACUGAAGCGGCGGGAGUACAGAGCGCUCAGGAAACCGGUUCGUAAGUUCAUCAAGCCCAAGAAGUGCGCUAAGAAGUUCCCUCGCUUCUGCGAUACCGACAACAACAGCAUCCUCUCCGAGGACGAGUGGAUGGCCUGCUUCUCUCCCGAGUCCAGCAGCAGACAUAACGGACGUAACAAGUGCAGAAACGGUGCUUGUCCAGCAACCUCGACGACGGUCAAAAGGCCGAAGCCAUCGUGUGAGCGUGAUCGUCAAGCCAUACUGGAGGCGGCGAGUGCAGGUAACAACAGUAUUCCCAUCCCGAUCUGUCAGCCUAAUGGGAAGUACAAGCCUAUCCAAUGCUACAGAGAUAUCUGUUUUUGCGUGGACGAGUGGACAGGAAACAGCUUGGAUGGCACAGUGGUUAAAAAUGGCACUCCAGACUGCUCUCGACCUCUUCCACAUGCUCGUGAAUGGAUAGGAUGCACAGGAGAAACCAAAACAAAAUUUAUCCUGGACCUGAAGAAGUUCUUGUUAAACAAAGUGGAAGGUGGAGACAGGAGGGCUGGAGCAGAUUCCUCGACCCAGUCAGUGGAAGAGUUUGCUGCCACUUACCACUUCAGGAAUCUGGACAAAAAUGACAAUCAAUAUUUGGAGAAAAAAGAAAAGAAAUUAGCAAAAAAUUUUUUGAAGAGUAAUCCAAAGUUAAAGAAGUGUGGGCGAAAAAUUACAAACUAUUGUGAUGUGGACAGGGACAGUAAGGUAUCACUGGAAGAAUGGAUUGCUUGUGUCGUGGUGGUGCAGAAUGAAACUGGUGACAGCCCAAGUGGUGUUGGUGAAGAUGACGUCAGAAGAUUCGAAGAGAAUCCACUUCAUAAAUAUCUUAUAUCAGAAGACAGAUUGAAAAAUAGAAAUUGGUAGAAUGCCACUUGCUUGGUGAUUUGUAGAGGUGGACUUCCACGCCCUCCACCGCAAGCAAAUAAGAAUCCUUUUGAAACAAUUCUCAAACCAGAAGUUUAAGAGUUAAAGCCUUUCAUCCAUGUGAAAAAUAUGAAUAAAGAAAAGUUCAAAAUGGUGUUAAUAGGAUCUGAUAACUUUUAAAGGAACAAAAUUCACUAUAUCCACAAAUAUAUUAAUAUUAAUUCAUAGUGUCAAUUUUUUAAAUGUUUUUAUCAUUACUAACAUACCUGUAAAUGUGUAACUAAUAAAUUAGUAAUGACAGGUACUCCAGUACUGGUGUUCAAAAUACCAGGAUUAGUAGAAAAGGAAUUGAUCACUUUUGUUAUUACUGUAUCAUAUCAGUGAUAUAUACCUGUGACUGAUUUUGAGGGUUCAUCUACCUUCACAGUUCAGCCUGAGACCAGCCUUUUUUGUUGGCCUCCUGGUCAACCAGGCUGUCGGUGCUAAUGGCCUGUAGGCCACACAGUCAUCACAACCCAGCUGAUCAGGAACUUUGCAAGAGAUAUUGAUCCACUUUCUUCUUGAUAACUCAGGCAAAAAUCUUAUUUUAUAUUCAGUUUUAUUUAAGACUGUUUUGGGAUUGGAAAAAGGAAUCAUUGUAAAGCUUUCAUGUUGUAAAUAGUUCACUGGUGUACUGUAUCACAAAAUGCUUUUCAUGUAUCCUCCAAAAAUAUCUUAAAUUUGAUCCAAAUAAAUAUCUUUGCACAAGAAAUAAAAGAAAAUGUUAUAAGCCACCUUCCAUCUGUUAUUUGAUAUAGUAUUAGUACUGUAGUAGUGAUUUUUUUUUUAUGUUGAAUGUUCAACAUUGUGUGCAAGCGAAUGUGCAUCUCAAUGUAUAGUUGUAUUGAGCUCUAAAUGUCCUAUAUGUUAUCUAGAAGGAAACUGUUCUUAGUGAGAUGGACUAGUAUCAAGGUUUCCGACUAGACUAGACAGAAGUAGGAAGUUUCCCCUCAGAUGGACUACAUUAAUAAGUUCUUGUAGUUUGAUUUCCUUAGUGUAAGGAAACUAUUAUAAUAUUUAUUUUGUAAUGUAGGCAAAUACUUUCACUGCAUAUUUGAAGGAACAGUUUUAUUGACAUACUCUUUCACCUGAACAAAAUGUUAAUGUGAAAGUUAAAAAUUAGCACCACAUUGUCUCACAGUAAAGAUUACUUAAUAUCAGGGUACAGUGUAGAUAUAAAUCUUAUUCCAAAAGUAAGUCAUAUUCCAUGUAAAUAUAUAUAUUUCAGGGAAGAUUUUCAUUAGAGAAUAAGUUUAAAUACAUACUGUAAGGCACAUUGGUUAAAAUACUGGCAGGUACUUGAAACAGUAAGUUCCUCUAGUGUUCAUAAAUGUUCUUUAAGCAAGUGUCAGAGUAGAAAGUCUGCAUGGAAUGCUGCUAUAAGUUUGAGUUAUGUCAUCUGAAAGAAAAAUAAAAUUAAGUUUGUGUGUAGGAUGUGUUGGUAGAACACUGAAUUAAGAGUGAAGUUCCCAGUGUAUGAAGACGUGGUGCAGUUAAGAUUGUUUCAGCAAGAGUGAAAUACCCGGUGUAAGAAGUGAAACACUUUAGGUUAAUGUGAAUAUUGGUUACUAGAAUAUUGCAGCAAGACUGAAGUACCCAGUGUGUAAAGAAGUGGUAGAAUUUAGAUGGAUAUGAAUAUGAAUUACUAGAAGGAGUGUUGUGGUAAUGCAAGAUUUGCAUUCAAGCAAGACACUAUAAGGAACAGAAAGAAGGAAAGCCGAGUACAAGAUUUAGACAUUUUUACUGAGAUGAUACAGGAAUGGUAUAAAGAAACAGAUGAAGAAGCAAGUGAGAAAUGUUAAAGAAACAGAGAAAAUAAAGUGUUAUCACAAGGAAAUGUUGGCAAAAAUAAACAAUUAGAGGGGAACCAAGAGUUAAAAUGGUUACCUCCUAUUCAGUAACACCUUCAGAAGUGCAGGUGUAUUUAAAAAAAUUAUGCAUUCACAUCUUCCCUUUGAUGUAGGAAUUUGUGUAUUAAUUAUAAUUUCUGUGAACAUUUAGUAUAAAAUACUUAGCUUUCAAA
This is a messenger RNA of Cherax quadricarinatus, 4063 nucleotides long. RefSeq names its product SPARC-related modular calcium-binding protein 1. Gene Ontology annotation, cellular component: basement membrane. Gene Ontology annotation, biological process: extracellular matrix organization. Gene Ontology annotation, molecular function: heparin binding; protein binding; calcium ion binding. NCBI's taxonomy places the organism in Eukaryota, Metazoa, Arthropoda, Malacostraca, Decapoda, Parastacidae. The record is from RefSeq and is a predicted model, not a curated record.